Molecule: messenger RNA, 3372 nt
Organism: Emys orbicularis (European pond turtle)
Lineage: Eukaryota; Metazoa; Chordata; Testudines; Emydidae
Gene: LUZP1
Product: leucine zipper protein 1
Exons: 3
Coding region: 1-3372 (1123 amino acids)
Biological process (GO): neural fold bending
Source: RefSeq, a predicted model, not a curated record
AUGGCAGAAUUUACAGGUUAUAAGGAGACUUCAAAUCGCCAUCUUCGAUUCAAGUUACAGAGUCUUGGCCGUCGUCUUGAUGAACUGGAAGAAGCAACAAAAAAUCUCCAGAAAGCAGAGGAUGAGCUUCUUGACCUUCAGGACAAAGUUAUCCAGGCAGAAGGCAGCAAUUCUAGCAUGCUGGCUGACGUAGAAGUUCUGAGAAAAAGAGUGCUGAAAAUUGAAGGCAAGGAUGAAGAAAUAAAAAAAGCUGAAGAGCUCUGUCAGUUGAUGAAGGAAAAACUGGAGGAGGAGGAAAGUCUCACUCGAGAACUUAAAUCAGAAAUUGAACAGCUUCAGAAGAGAAUGGCAGAACUGGAAAAACUGGAGGAAGCUUUCGGCAGGAGCAAGAAUGAUUGUACUCAGCUGUGUCUGAGCCUUAAUGAAGAAAAAAAUUUGACCAAAAAAAUAUCUACAGAGUUGGAAAUACUUAGGAUGAAAGUAAAAGAACUUGAAGCAUCUGAAGACAGACUGGAUAAAACUGAACAUAGUUUAGUAAGUGAGUUAGAAAAGCUGAAAUCUUUAACACUGAGCUUUGCUAGUGAAAGAAAACACUUCAAUGAAAGAGAAAAGCAGAAUGAAAAAUUAAUCCAGGAGCUAACACAAAAACUAGAACAAAACAACAAACUAAAUAGGGCAGAUCAAACUAGAAAUGCAUCAAACCUGCUAGAAAGAUCAUCAAAUAGUCUUCUGGAUAGAAAUGACCUGAGAAUUGAAGAUGACUUGACCUCUGCAUUGCCCUCUAAAGAAACCAGAAGAAAGGGAAGCUUGGAUUACCUAAAGCAUGUAGAAAAUGAAACCAGAAAUAAAUCAGAAAAUCAAAAGAAUAAAAAUCAAGAAGACAACAAAGUGAAAGAUCUCAACCAAGAAAUUGAGAAACUUAAAACUCAAAUUAAACAUUUUGAAUCUUUAGAAGAAGAACUUAAAAAAAUGAAAGCCAAAAAUAAUGACCUGCAAGAUAGUUAUCUGAGUGAACAGAAUAAAAACAAGCUCCUGACUGGUCAAUUGGAAGAAAUUAAAAUUCAAAUAAAGAAACAAAAGGAUAUGGAGAAUGGUGAGGUGGAAAGUGAAGAAAUGAGCUUCCCCAGCAGAAUUAGACAUGACAGACCUAAAUACAGAGGUAUCACAGCUGAGCCGGCAAUUUCAAAACACAAGUCACGGGAGCUUUCACCUCAGCAUAGACGAGAAAGGACACGGAACAGAGAAUUCUCUUCCAAUAAUGACAGUUAUACCACAAGUAGCAAGCAAGUUCCCAGUCCAAGUUUAAUUACUAGGAGAACAGUAAAGGCAUCUAGUACAUCUGCUCUACUAGACACUGUGAUUACUGAUACAAAAAGAAUGGAAGACAAAUCAGCAGUUGCUACAUAUUUAUCUAUGCAGAAAGAUAGUGGUGCUCCACAAAAUGAAGUGAAGAAAUCGAGAGAGCAGCCAUCUGUGCUGAGUCGAUACCCACCGGCUGCACAUGAGCACAAAUCUUGGAAAGCAUCUUCCAAACCUGGGAAUGAAAGUGGACUGAAGACCAAGGUUGAAAAGCCAUCUCAAAUAUUUAGUGAUGUUUGCCAAGGUAACUCUGAUGAAAAAUCAAGCAAAGGAGAAAUGACUGUAUCUUUGACUGAAAAGAUGAAAACAAACCAAACAGAGAUGUCUGAUCUAUGUGUAGAGAUACCCUUUAUGAAAAGUAACCAUGCACCAUCCAAUGAAACAGCUUCAUCAUAUAGAUACCAUAUCUCUUCUCAGAUGUUAGCAGCUGAAUCCACCAGCUCUAAAGCAGAAGCAGCAACAGUCUCUGUUUUAUCUCACAGACAGUCCCCAGAAGGGAAAUCUAAAAGAACAAUAAACUCCCAAGAAAGAGAAUUUACAGACACUUUUCAUGAAAAUACAAAGCCUCCAACUUUAAUAAAGUAUUCAAACAGCUCAAGAAGUCAAGAAGACAUCUUACAGAUUCUCACAAGUCAAGGUAAGGACCAAUCUGCACCAUCAGUUACAGAUCAGACAAAUGUUGGCAUAAAAUCUGACUCUUUGAGAUCCAAACCCAUCAAACCAGCUAGCCAUGAAAAACUUAGUACAGAUGAGGAGAUUGGUAAAAGCACCAAUGCUGCUACUGAGUCAGAACUGGAGACGAGAAAGAAACCCAGUUCCAGAGAAUUCUCAAGCUCCAGAGGAGUUCUCAGAGCAUCUCUCUUUGAAAAUGAUAAAAAUACUGGAAGUGAAGAUGACCCCCUCAAAUCCAUAAAGACAUCUUCAGAUGCCGCCAGCGUAGGAUUGAAAUCCAGAAGGUCAUUCAGCCCUAGAGAAGCUUUGAGAUCAAAAGCCAUCAUUAAACCUGUAAUAAUUGAAAAGGACAUGAAAGAAGUAAUGGGAGGGGCUGGGUCUGAAGAAUACUCUCAAAAACAGAAAUCUCUCUUUAAAACUGUGACAAAUAAAAUGACAAGCAGCAUAACAAUCUUCCCCUCUGAGCCAGCCAACACAAGGACCAACACAAAUGAAGCCGCAAAGGAAAGACAUACUUCUACCAGCAAUAUUAGAGUCGCUCCAAAUGAGCUAUCAACCAUAACAAACAACAUCAGCACACCCUUUGAGAUCUCAAUUAAUAAGAGUGAUAUUGCUCUGAAAUUAUCUGAGGCAGAUAAAAUUGGGGAUUUAGCUCUGAGAAACAGGACGGAAACACUAAUCUCAAGAAGCAGUAUUAUGAUAAAACCUUCUGAACACAUUGAGAAGAACAAUUGUGAGCCAUCCUUAGAAUCAAUCAGCUGGAAAAGCCAUGGGCCUUUAGAAGCAGAUUCACCAGAGACAAAACACAUCACUCUGAGAAGUUCUUGGAGGACAAGGCGGGGAUUACAAUCUUUGGAAGACUCUCAGAUCAAAGUGGAAAAAAAUACAGCUUCCACUCGUACAAAGGCAUGCAAGUCAUCUACAGACCUCUCUGAAACGGAAGGGGCCAAUGCAAGAAUACAUUUACUUGAGCAGAAUUCAAGGAAGUCCAGGGCCACUAUUAAUUCUUGGAAUACCCCUGAAUUAGAAUUCCGAAGGACCCAAAGUAGCUUGAGUGCAUCUGAGCUAUCUACUCGAAGGAGCUACGUCCAUGAUCCCAUCACUGCUUCUACUUGGAAUCGCAUGACAUUACCAGAGGAAAGCAAAGAUUUUGUUCCCAGUUCCAGAAGAAAACAUUAUGGCUCUUCUGAGCAGCUGUCCCAGGCUGAGACUUCAGAGAAAAGGCCAACCUCCCAGAUGGAGCUGCAGCAGCGCCCUGGAACCAGCCCCCAUGCACAGCUGGGCUGCAAGACAGAGGACCAGGGCAUUUCCCGCUCCUCCCGGAUGACCUCUAGGAGAUGA